This is a messenger RNA of Salmo salar (Atlantic salmon), 4931 nucleotides long. Lineage: Eukaryota; Metazoa; Chordata; Actinopteri; Salmoniformes; Salmonidae. The record is from RefSeq and is a predicted model, not a curated record.
UCUCAUAUAAAUACGCAGCGUUUACAAGACAACAGUUCGUCAGAAAAUACGAACCCCCAAUGAUUCCUAUAUGUCCAGUGGUCUCCUUCACCUAUGUGCCCAGCCGGCUUGGUGAAGAUGCCAAAAUGGCUACCGGCAACUACUUUGGAUUUACCCACGGUGGUGCUGCACAGUACAGUCAGCAGCCAGCUGCAGGGGUGGCCUACACCCACCCUACCACCGUGGCCAGCUACACCGUACACCAGGCACCGAUGGCGGCCCACUCCGUGGCAGCAGCCUACGCUCCCACCGGCGCCACGGUCGCCGUAGCCAGGCCUGCCCCUGUCGCCGUGGCAGCAGCAGCCACCGCCGCAGCCUACGGAGGUUACCAGCCGGCCCACGCCACCGCUGACUACGGCUAUGCACGCCAGCCGGACGUUCCCCCGCCGCCCCCCCCUGUCACGUCCCAGAACUACCAGGACUCCUACUCCUACGUACGGUCCACGGCCCCGGCGGUAACCUACGACCCUAAGCAGUACUACCAGCAACCCGUAGCUAGCUCUGCGGUAGCCGCUGCGGUAGCCGUACAGCCCCAACCCACUGCCGAGUCGUACUACCAGACCUGGGACGCCACGUGGAAGAAAUCCCUUCCAGCCCCUAAGACGGGCUACACCCAGGCCAGUCUGACCCCUUACACCCAGACCCAACAGUCUCGACAGGUGACGGCCAUCAAGCCUGUUACUCCCUCCCCUGCCUCUUCCACGUUCUCCAUUUACCCCGUGUCCACCGUUCAGCCCGUAGCCGCCGUGGCCUCCGUCGUCCCUUCCUACUCUCAGAGCCCCACGUACUCCACCAAUGCGGUCACGUACUCUGGUAAGCACGACAUGCAAGCCGUAACCAGCAUGCACUACCUGCCGACUACCUACUCCACCAAUGCCGUCACGUACUCCCAGAGCCCCACGUAUAGUACCAACCCCGUCGCAUACUCCGGUACGUCGUACUCGGGCUACGAAGCAGCGGUCUACUCAGCUGCCUCUACGUACUACCAGCAGCAGCAGCAGCAGCAGCAGAAACAGGCUGUGGCGGCGGUAGCAGCUUCAGCAGCAUGGACAGCCAGUUCUUUUACCAAGAAACCUCCCUUCCAGAGCAAGCAGCUGAAACCCAAGCAGCCUCCCAAACCACCACAAAUCCACUACUGUGAUGUCUGCAAGAUCAGCUGUGCUGGACCCCAGACCUACAAGGAGCACCUGGAAGGCCAGAAGCACAAGAAGAAGGAGGUGGCCCUGAAAGUCUCCCAGAGCAGCAGCAACAGUAGCAGUAGUAGUAGUGGAGGUGGAGGAUCAGCCCGGGGGACUCAGAACCAGCUCCGUUGUGAGCUCUGUGACGUGUCCUGUACCGGGGCUGAUGCCUACGCUGCACACAUCAGAGGGGCCAAACACCAGAAGGUGGUGAAGCUCCACACCAAGCUGGGGAAACCCAUCCCUUCCACAGAGCCCAGUGUAGUGACCCAGACCUCCACCUCUACCACGGCCUCGUCCAAGACCCCUGCCACCUCCUCUACCACCCCCACAGGCUCCACCUCCAACUCCUCCUACCUGAAGCCGGUUAACAUCGUUAGCCAGGGUGGCGCGGGGGCUGGACUGGGGAAGGGUCUAGUGGGGAACAACCUAUCAGCAGCCAAUGCCACCACAGCUGUCAAGAAGGUCAACACCCCCAAGAUCAACUUUGUUGGAGGAAACAAGCUCCAGACUACCGGGAAGGUGACGGAGGAAGCCAAGGUGGAGACAUCCAAGCCUCCUCCGCCCUCAUUGGUCCCCCAACCUCAGGAGACGAAGAACGAGUCCUCUGAUUUGCUGUCUACCCUGGCCGCUUUGCAGAAUGACGUGCAGCCUGUUGGACACGACUAUGUGGAAGAGGUGCGUAACGACGAAGGCAAGGUGAUCCGGUUCCACUGUAAGCUGUGUGAAUGCAGCUUCAACGAUCCCAACGCCAAAGAGAUGCAUCUGAAGGGCAGGAGACACCGCCUGCAGUAUAAGAAAAAGGUGAACCCGGAGCUACAGGUGGAGGUGAAGCCUUCGAUCAGAGCCAGGAAGAUCCAGGAAGAGAAGAUGAGGAAACAGAUGCAGAAGGAAGAGUACUGGAGGAGGAGAGAGGAGGAGGAGAGAUGGAGGAUGGAGAUGAGGCGUUACGAGGAGGAGAUGUACUGGCGUCGUAUGGAGGAGCAGCACCACUGGGACGAGAGACGUGGGGGGCCCAGGAUGCCAGGGGACGGACCUUACCUCCAGGGGCCCCCCGGCCCACCUGGACUACUGGGGGUUCGGCCUGGCAUGCCCAUCCCUCAGCCACAGGGACCAGUACCUCCCCGUCGGCCGGACUCCUCAGACGACCGUUACGUGAUGACUAAGCACGCCACCAUCUACCCCUCUGAGGACGAGCUGCAGGCUAUCCAGAAGAUCGUCUCCGUCACAGAGAGAGCCCUCAAACUGGUCUCGGACAUCAUCAUCGACCAGGACAAGACCAAGGAGACAACUGGAGACGACAAGGAUACAAAAGAGGUUCCCAAGAUUCCCCAAGACCGAGCUCUGAAGGGCGUGAUGAGGGUGGGGGUGCUGGCUAAAGGACUGCUGCUCUGUGGAGACAACAACGUUAACCUGGUCCUGCUCUGCUCAGAGAAACCCACCAAGAACCUGCUGAGCCGCAUAGUGGAGCACCUUCCCAAACAGCUGGUGGUGGUGACCCCAGAGAAGUACGAGGUGAAGGGCUCCGUCGAGGACUGUUCCAUCAUCCUAACCUCUGGAGCAGACCCCAAAAUGACAGUCACGGUCACCCUGACGUCCCCCAGCAUCCGAGAGGAGGAGGAGACCCCAGCCACACCCCCGCCACGGGACGGAGAUGUAACCUGGGGCUUGACGCGAGACCCAGAGGACGUCUUGGACAGGCUAAAAUGCCUUGACGCUCUAGCGGCUCUGCGCCACGCUAAGUGGUUUCAGGCUAGGGCGAACGGACUCCAAUCCUGUGUGAUUGUUAUUCGUAUCCUGCGUGACCUCUGUCAGAGAGUCCCCACGUGGUCUGCCUUCCCCUGCUGGGCCAUGGAGCUGCUGGUAGAGAAGGUGCUUAACAGUGCCUCUGGCCCCCUGAGCCCAGGCGAUGCACUGAGACGAGUGUUUGAAUGUAUUUCCUCUGGGAUUCUGCUCCCCGGUGGCCCGGGAUUGGUCGACCCGUGUGAGAAGAACCCCACCGAUACCCUAACAGCCAUGGAAGAGCAGCACAGAGAGGACAUCACAUCAAGUGCCCAGUUUGCUCUGCGGCUGCUGGCAUUCCGUCAGAUCCACAAGGUGCUGGGCAUGGACCCACUGCCUCAGAUGAACCCCCGCUUCAACGUCCGCAACAACCGUAAGCGUCGUCGCGACAACAGCGACGGAACGGACGGAUUCGAGGGCGAAGGGAAGAAGGACAAGAAGGAUUUCGACAGUAACUACUAGGACCUUUCGUCGUCCCACUCCUCCCCCUCCACCGCCUCCACCCCUGUUCAUUUAAAGUUGUGUGUGUGUGUGUGUGUGUGGGGUGACGUUUCAGGCUUGACUACAUUGCAGUCACCUGAAGGAUCUCAUGACGCCUGGAUGUGUGUUUUUUUUUGUUUAAGAUGAGAGCUAACCACAACCAUUGGUUGAUGCCUGCACUGCAAUGUAGUCUGCCCUGGAACAAGCCCUGUGUACAUCUGCCACCUACAGGUGGGUUUGUGUAAAUGCUCAAGACCAACAUCGGCCUGGUCCAUGUAAGAGUAAAUCGGGGUUGUUAUUCAUUUGGGCACGUAACAGAAAAUGUUUUUAACCAUUUUUGCAACAACAACAAACAAAAAAUGAAGGGGAAGAAAAGAGGGUUAAAGAAAAUGAGCAUUUCUUGUCAGUUCCGUUUUGGUGCCAAAUGAAUAUGACCCAGUCUUGACUGAAUAGGCCGACUGCCAGUACCCAGUUUGUCCACGAUGUUUCUGUUUUUGGUAGCGAUUUGAUACGACCUGUGGUUCAAUUAAGACCUGAUAAACUUCCUCCUUCCUUGCUGAUUCUACUUUUACCCCUCUAUUUUUAUUUUUACCCCUCUCUUCUUCUUCUUCUGUAGAAGUUACCACGAUAACAGGGUUUUCGUAGCCCAACCUUCUCCUUUUUUUGGGGGGGGGACUUUUUAUCGUCCCGUCUUUUUGUUAUUUUGGGGUUAACAGAUUUUUCCAGUCUUGUCGAGUUACGAAAAAACGUGAACUUAAGAGUGAUCUGUUUUUUUUUUUUUGGUUCCAGUUGUUGAUAGAUCAGGAACAUCACAGUAAAUGUUAAUGGCUAACAUGCAUGCUAUUUAUAGUUGCAUUACAUUCAGUGUUGGCUGUUUUUUAAGUAAGUUUAAAUAGCCAUUUAUGAAACACCAUAAUUCGAUCAUUCUGCCAGUAAUGUUUUAUUUUCCUAUAAACUGUAAUUUUGAAUAUGAUCUUUUUAAGUGUCAUGAUGCUUGUUAAAAGUAGCAUAAAAGCUAUGGUCUUGUCCCAUUUUUUUUUUGUUAAGGCCAGACUGCAAAUGUGUUCUAGUGUUUUAACACAGGCCCCUUAUUAUUAACUGUGGUGGUGUUGUAAUACGUUUCUGAGGAAAACACUGAUUCCUAAUUUGUUGUUUUGAACGUAGCUCUCUCUUAUAUAUAUAUAUAUAUAUAUAUAUAUAUAUAUAUAUGAAAAUAUACCUAUGAUAAUCUUGCAAUAGAUCAAAAAAGUGUGUUUUAGUUUGGAAGAACUCACGGCUGUGUUUUCAGAUUUUGUUAUUUGUAUUAUGGCUUUUAACAUUUUGGUUUAACAGAUUAUAAUGGGACAUUUAUUGGCUUUCCCCAAAUCUUGGUUUAAUGCCGCGUACAUAUAGUUCAUUUCAAUAAUGUAUAGAAAAUGAAAAACCGAUUUGGAGUAAAAAAGACAAGUGUAA